Molecule: messenger RNA, 2381 nt
Organism: Prunus avium (sweet cherry)
Lineage: Eukaryota; Viridiplantae; Streptophyta; Magnoliopsida; Rosales; Rosaceae
Source: RefSeq, a predicted model, not a curated record
GUCAGAAACCAACAACUUAGUCUUUGAUCUGAGUAUGGCUCCUAUGGCCAACCAACAAGGACAUUCUUCUUCUUCUACUUCUUCUUCUUCUUCUUUCACUCAUGAUCUAUGGACAUAUGAUGUGUUUUUGAGUUUUAGAGGUAAGGAUACACGCACCAAUUUUACAGAUCAUUUGUACAAGGCGUUGUCCGAUAAGGGGAUCUACACCUUCAUUGAUCGUGAGAUUAUAGGAGGAGAAAAAAUCUCACCAGCCCUUCUCGAAGCAAUUGAAGAGUCAUGGAUUUCUCUCAUUGUAUUCUCUGAAAACUAGGUGGUGCUUGGACGAACUCGUUGAGAUCCUUCGAUGCAAAAGCUCAACGAAACAAAUAGUUUGGCCCAUUUUUUACAAAGUGGAUCCUUCGCAUGUACGGAACCAAACAAAUAGUUUUGGUGAUGCAUUGGCUGACAUGAACUGCAGAUUUAAGGAUAAUACGGAGAAGGUGCUAAGAUGGAGGAGCGCUCUUAGAGAAGCAGCAAGUUUGAAAGGAUAUACUUGCAAGGCGGGAGAGUCUGAAGCUACAUUUAUCAACCACAUCGUUGAAGAGAUUGUAGUCCUAGUGCUGAACCGCACAUAUUUGAAUGUGGCGAAGUACCCAGUUGGAAUUCACUCUUGUGUAAGAGCUGUGGAAAUGCUCUUAUGUGCUGGUGGGAAUGGUCGCCGAAUGGUUGGGAUAUGGGGGACAUCUGGAAUAGGCAAGACAACAAUUGCGAAAGCUGUUUAUAAUGCAAUUGCUCAUAAGUUUGAAGGGUGUUGUUUCUUGGCAGAUGUUAGAGAAAAUUCAAUGCCACAUGGAGGCUUAAUCCAACUACAGGAGACUCUUCUUCAAGAGAUUCUAGGUGGCAAAAAGUUGAAAAUUGUUAGUGCUGAUAAAGGUAUCUCUAUUAUACAUAAAUUGCUGAGGCAUAAAAGGAUUCUCUUAAUUCUUGAUGAUGUGAAUCAAUUGGAGCAAUUAGACAACUUGGCUGGAGUUGGUUGGUUCGGUGAGGGUAGUAGAGUCAUCAUAACUACACAAGAUAGCGGAUUGCUAAAAUGUUAUGGAAUUGAGUUGAUAUACGAGGUCCAUAAGUUAUAUGACAACCAAGCUCUUGAGCUUUUCAGUUUGAAUGCCUUUGGAAGAAAUGAACCUCCAAAUGAUUAUUUGGAACUCGUAAAACGAGCAAUAGCCUAUGCUCAAGGCCUUCCACUAGCUAUAACACUUUUAGGUUCCCAUCUUCAUAAUAAAGGUAUACAUCGUUGGCAAGCUAUAUUAGAUGGUUAUGAAGGAGAACCUUAUACAGGUAUACAGAAAAUACUUCGAAAAAGUUAUGAUGCAUUAGAUAACUCAGUGCAACAAGUUUUUCUAGACAUGGCGUGUUUCUUCAAGGGUGAAGAUAAGGACUAUGUGAUGCAAAUACUAAGUUCUAAGCACAAGGCUUCCCAAGAUUGUAUUGAAGUCCUGGUUGAGAAGGCAAUGAUAACUAUUCAAUAUAAUAGGAUUUUGAUGCAUGACUUGCUAGAAAAAUUGGGUAAGGAUAUAGUUCAUGAAGAGUGCCCCAUUGAGCCUGGCAAGCGUAGUAGAUUGUGCUGUUGUAAAGAGGCAACAGUAUUUGAAGAUCCUUUUUCAGAUAAUAAAGGGGAAUACGUUACUGAAUGUGAAGUUUGUUUUGAGAUUCCUCCAAAUUUAGAAUGGGAGACGUCAAGAUUGGCUCUAUGUGCUGUUUUCGAUCUCAUGACUUAUCAUGGUUGUCAGUUUCGCGCCAAGAUUCUCAUAAAUGGAAAACAGGUCAACGAGAUAUGGAUUUGGGCUGAGUAUACUAUUAAGUUAGAGGAAACUCAUGUGUGGCUCAACUGUAGUUCAUUAUUGGAUCCGAACAAGAACAUGGUGGAAGGACCGACGCGGUUGCAACAGGGUAAUAUGUGUCAAGUUAUAUUUUACUACCAAGGUGCAGGGCCAAGUACAAGGUGUGGGGUCCACCUAUUAGGCCACCAGGUUGGUGAUGUCAGUGAGACUGAGAUCAAGGGUGGAACCAUACUAAGGGCUAUAGUUGGCUAUAGCCCAGUGUGGGAAACUUUUGUUGGAGCUCAUGAGCAUACUUCUUGGGGUUGGUUGCAAACCCAGCCCAGCUGUGCAAGGAGGAAAACCUCAACCCGCUUGGCCUUACUUUGGCUGGCAAACCUGGCUAGCUAUUGCGAGGGGAAAAGCCUAGAUCGAAAGAGUGGAAACCCAUCUGGUUUGCAGAAGUUGGCUGGAAACCCAACUAGCAUGCGAGAGUUGGCUAGAAACCCAGCCGGCUUGCGAGAGUUGGCUGGAAACCCAACUAGCAUGCACGAGUUGGUUGGAAACCCAGGCAGAUUUUUGUGA